AUGAAAUGGUCUUUUGUUCAGAGGCCGAAUCACCUAGCAGUAUCAAGUGUAAAUGGCGAUCAGCAGCACCACCGUGUUGCGCGACGCACUCCCACCAGGCGUCGACAUUCCAGUGUUGGCCCGCUCCAGCUUGCACGUGCUGCCAAGGAGUGCGUUUUUUUUUUUUUCGUACAGUUGCUCCAUUCAAUUGAAGAAUUGCCAAAAUUGUUGUUGGAUAAAUUAGAGCGAUUUCGGGGCAUUUUGAGGAAAUGA
Molecule: messenger RNA, 252 nt
Organism: Gongylonema pulchrum
Lineage: Eukaryota; Metazoa; Nematoda; Chromadorea; Rhabditida; Gongylonematidae
Source: the annotation of a GenBank genome assembly